AUGGUCUUGGAUGAAUCAAGAAGAGCGAGUAUAGGCCCAUUCGGAGUCCAGAAAGAACUCGCAACACCACCUUCUCCCCUUGAGUCUCAGUUUCCACCACAUUCGACACAAGUCAAGGUGGAAAAAAUUGAUUUUAAUGUUGAUGAAGAGAUGGGCAGCAAACGAACAUUUUGGACAGAUAAAGCUUUUUGGAAGCGUAUCGGAGAUUACUACAACAAGACUUGGCCUAAUGGAACUAAGAAGAGGGAUUUCAUGGCGCUAAAGUCACAUUUCUAUGGGUAUUAUUCGUCGGCAAACGAAUUUGGUUCAAUGUACAAUAAUUUUUGGGAGAAUCGUCAAAGCGGUGAGAGUAACGAAGAUAUACUUGUAAAAACACAUAUGAAGUGGAAGGACAUGCAUAAGAACAUGCCUUUUAAAUAUGAACAUGUGUGGAGAAUUUUGAAAGAGCAAGUGAAAUGGGCUUCACAAUCAGAGGGUCAUCGUGUAGGAAAAAAAGCAAGGACAUUUGAAUCAGGGACACACACAUCCUCGUCCAACCCAAAUGCUAGUGCUGAUGCGGAUGACUGUGAAGCGCGCAAGCGUCCAAUUGGGCAAAAGGCGGCAAAGAAGAAGGAUAAAAUCAAUCAUGCAGUGGUAGAAAUAAUGGAACAAAGCAUUGGCAACAUGAGCAACAUGUGGAAGGAAUUCAAAGGUAUUCAACAAGACAAAGUUAGGAAGAUAGAUGAAUUCCAUAACAACGAGAAAGUUGCAGAAUCUGAAGCAUUUCGAUGUGAUUAUGAAAUCAUGAUGAGGGAUACUUCAAGAAUGAUAAAGUAA
Molecule: messenger RNA, 816 nt
Organism: Zingiber officinale
Lineage: Eukaryota; Viridiplantae; Streptophyta; Magnoliopsida; Zingiberales; Zingiberaceae
Product: glutathione S-transferase T3-like
Exons: 2
Coding region: 1-816 (271 amino acids)
Source: RefSeq, a predicted model, not a curated record